GUUCGAGCCCAUCUUUUAAGGACGAUGCCAGUGAUGGUGUUUCUUGAUAUCUGUCGCUCUUCCUACAUAUUUCUCGUCGAGUUGUGAGCUCCCAUUAGCCGAACCUCAUUGUUUACAGCCAGAAUGUCGGCCAUUCUACCCCAAGACAUAAACAAAACUUUAGUUCCUUUGCCUCUGGGAGCAUCGGCCUAUCACCAAGAUCCUCUUCUCUACAUUGAUCGGCAAUCAAGGCAUAUCCAACGUAAUCUUCAAAUUCUUAUCGAUGCGCAGAGCGAGGGACUUUUGGCAGGCUUGAGCAACCAACCACUGGAGGAAAGCACUUCUAAUGGAAGCUAUGCCUCUACUCCUGGGUCGGUUAGCCCUAGGGGAGCUUCCACAUUACCCAUCCGACAGCCGCCGCCCAAAAAGAUUGGAUUGCGUGCUGCAAGGGAGGGAAUUUUCAAGUCCAUAUUUGACUUGUUAAAGCUGCGGGAAGAAGAACAGGAGAUACUUAGCUUCCGGGUAGACGAGAGAGAGAAUGCACUAAAGGAUGUGAACGCAUUCACUGCCAAAAGGGUCGGACUCGAGAAGGCGAUCUCGACGAUCCACGAAAACCGACAAAGCCAGCGCACUCGCGAGCUACGAGAGGAGGCAUCCACGCUGGAGACAGAAAUACAUGAGUUAGAAACCAGAUUAUCCCAGAUGAAGGCGAGGCAUCAGCAUGUCAUCCAGGAAGUAUCGCAGAUCGAGAACACCGUGGAAUCUAAGCUAUCCUCCUACAAAGCUUCGUUGUCGCUCUUGGAGUCCGAUGUUCGAAAGUUCCUCUCAAGCCCUCCGGUGAAACCGCAAGCGACGCACGCCGAUCGCGAAACCUUCUACAACCUGAAAUCAAGCCGGAGGACUCUGGACAUGGCCCAGGAACACUGGAAGCAAGAGCAAUCGGAAUUGCGGCGGCGGCAGCAAGAGGUAAAUGCCGAGAUUCAUGCACUCGAAGAAGGUGGAGGUGUAUGGAAGCAAGUGAUUGGGGAUAUUUCUGGGUUUGAAAGACGCUUGAAGGCCGCGAUGCGCCAGUCUCUCCAGAACCAAUCACAGCUCUUGGAACCCCAUGGUCCUUCAGGGAGUCACCGCGAGGACGAGCUAGUCCGCACUAUUAUGGAGGAUCUGGGACAGACGACGGAACAUGUAGAGAAUCAGCUAGCAUUUGCGGAGGAAAGGGAUUGGAAGCUGCUAGUUUGUUGCAUAUCUGCAGAGCUGCAGGCGCUACGAGAGGCGCGAGAAAUGCUUCUGAAUGUCUUCAAUGCCACGGAAGAAGGGAAAGCGGCGCAUGAUUCAUCGCGGGAUCGAAUCAACCACGAUUCGCCAACAGAUCCUCUUGGGGUUGACAAUCCGGAGCCCCCCAUUGAUUUACUGAGAGAUUUAGAGCGACAUUCCCGUGCAACAGGACAUCGAUCUGAAGAUGAAGAUGACGAGCCUGAUCCCGCAUGUCUCUAUUUCCAUCCUCUAUUCAAAGUCCCCAGUCCCAAGCUUGCGGCCUGCAGCUCCCUAUGGCUCGCCUACCACACCUACAUCGGCGGCGACGAAUGCACCACGGUCUUUAACCUCCAGUGCUCCGCGGAGCCCCGAACGACAUCGACAUCGACAUCGACAUGGCCAGCCCCCGAUGUAAUUGAUGCCAUUUACAUCAUCCGCGGCGGCUUCGUGGCGAGACUGCGCAGGGAUGCGAAAGAUAAAUCGCGGGCACCAGCGUGGACGUUGCAUCGUUCCAGCUGCACCGAGACGAGAACCGUCUUCCCGGGCUCGCGGGAGUUCGAGUUCAAGCCCGAGCGCGGGCUGAACGCGCGCGACGGGACGCUGGCCAAUUUCAUGGCGUUCGGAAAGGGGACGAGGGCUUGUAUUGCGCGGAAUUUGGGCAUGACGGAGCUGAUGUCGGAAUGUUGCGCAGGAUGGCGUUUUGAAGGGGGGUGAAUGUGAUUGAGGAUAAAAUUAAGAUUAAAGAAUGGGUUCAGUUCGAGGGUAAAUGGGGAGAGGGUUCUGAUUCGGUUUGAUUGUGAGAUGGGAGUAGAGUAGAUAUCUAUAGGAGGUAAAUUUCCCAUUCCUUGAAAAAAAA
Messenger RNA from Aspergillus ochraceoroseus IBT 24754, 2086 nucleotides. RefSeq lists its product as uncharacterized. The record is from RefSeq and is a predicted model, not a curated record. NCBI's taxonomy places the organism in Eukaryota, Fungi, Ascomycota, Eurotiomycetes, Eurotiales, Aspergillaceae. Gene Ontology annotation, molecular function: heme binding; monooxygenase activity; iron ion binding. The transcript is spliced from 2 exons. Bases 124 to 1944 code for a protein of 606 amino acids.